AUGAGCGAGGACCCAUUCGACGAGGUCAAGGCGGACGUCGCCGCCAGCUUAAACUCGGUGGAGGCUGGGCUGCAGAGGUGGCGCGGGCAGAGGGACGCGUCGACGUCCAAGCGGCUGCUCUCGGAGCUCGAGACCAUCGACGAGGACCUCUCAGACAUGGAGGCGGCCAUCGCGGCGGCAGCGGCGGACCCGGAGCGCUUCCAGAUCUCCGAGGCGACGCUCGCCGCGCGGCGUGCGUUCGUUCGCUCCACCUCGAGCUCCGUCGCGGCGGCGCGCCAGGAGCUCGCGCGUGGGCGGGGCGGCGGCGCGGGUGCGAGCGGCAGCAAGCGCGUCGCCGGCGAGGAGCGGGUGGGGCAGCUCGGCGAGGCGGUCGGCCGGCUGAAGCAGCUGGGCGGCGCGAUGGGGCAGGAGCUGGCGAGCCAGAACGCGAUGCUGUCCGACCUCGAGGCGGGCCUCGACGAGACGGCCUCAGGCAUGGACGCGCUCAAGGGCAAGAUGAGAGCCCUGCUGCCAAAGCACGAGCCGAAGCAAAAGAUGGCCAUCUGCUUCCUCUCCGUCCUCCUCAUCAUCCUCGUGAUCCUAGUCCUCAGCUAG
This is a messenger RNA of Emiliania huxleyi CCMP1516, 594 nucleotides long. Its product is annotated as Qc-snare. Bases 1 to 594 code for a protein of 197 amino acids. The transcript has 2 exons. NCBI's taxonomy places the organism in Eukaryota, Haptophyta, Isochrysidales, Noelaerhabdaceae. The record is from RefSeq and is a predicted model, not a curated record. Gene Ontology annotation, biological process: Golgi vesicle transport. Gene Ontology annotation, cellular component: membrane.